This is a messenger RNA of Nicotiana tabacum (common tobacco), 1512 nucleotides long. Its product is annotated as ethylene-responsive transcription factor ERF113-like. Gene Ontology annotation, molecular function: DNA-binding transcription factor activity; DNA binding. The record is from RefSeq and is a predicted model, not a curated record. Gene Ontology annotation, biological process: ethylene-activated signaling pathway; regulation of DNA-templated transcription. Lineage: Eukaryota; Viridiplantae; Streptophyta; Magnoliopsida; Solanales; Solanaceae.
UCCUUCCUCUUUAUUCUCUUCUUCAUAUCCAUAUAUACUUCUUCUUGCACCUUGGUCUUACAUUUACUCCAUGUCCUUUCUCUUCAUAGCAACUACAAACUCGUAGUUUUCUUUCGAUCUAACGAUUCAGUAUCUGAAACCAACUGAUUCGUCUGCUGCUUUAAAUUAACAAUAUCUAAAGAUAUUACAAAGGUAGCAAUCGUGGAUCGAAGGUAUGGGAAGAGGCCCUUUUCAGCCAAUGAAUCGGAGGAGAAAGUGGAUUACACGAAUACUACAACUACUAAUACAAAUGAAGAAGAACCUAUUUUCCCUUUCUACUCAGCUCGAUCUCAACAUGACAUGUCUGCUAUGGUUUCUGUUCUUUCUCAAGUUAUUGGCAACACUAAUAAUAAUAAUAAUACUACCAAUAUUUCUUCGGUUAAUUCGUCCGUGCAUGGAAUUAAUCCAUUAACCCUACCUCAAUCAACUGGUGCGAAUCUGCAAAACCAAUCUCAGUCCAUCCAAGAACAAGGAAAUCAGCAGAGAAAACGGCAUUAUAGAGGAGUAAGACAAAGACCAUGGGGAAAAUGGGCAGCCGAAAUACGUGACCCAAAAAAAGCUGCUAGAGUUUGGCUUGGAACUUUUGACACUGCUGAAGCUGCAGCACUUGCUUAUGAUGAGGCUGCACUUAAAUUCAAAGGCAAUAAAGCUAAACUCAAUUUCCCUGAAAGAGUUCAAGGCAAAACUGAAUUUAGUUUUCUCACCAAUACUACACAAGAGUUUGGCAUAGUUGGUCAGCAAUUUUCAGCUACUAGCUCCAAUAAUAAUAAUAAUAAUCACAAUAUUAAUCUCCCUUAUUUUCAGCCUAAUUAUUUGUCUCAAGAACAUUUUCCUAAUGUGCAUCACUACGCACAGUUGCUUCGUGAUGGAAAUAAUUUUGAGAUGAAUUUUGGGGUUUCGCCAAAUUUUUAUCAACCAAUAUCAGAAGGUUUUGUUUCGGAAUCGCUACCGAAUACAUCAUUGGCAUUACAACAAGGAACAUCUCAUGAGCAGGAACAAGAAGUUGGUUAUAAUCAGAAAGAAGAAGAUUUUCUGAGAUUUCCAUUUCAUUUUGGGAAUUCUAAUUCAAGUGCUGGACCUAAUACUGGUGAAAGUAAUUGGGAGGAUUUUGAACGUAGAAAGUAAUUUCUUGCUAUGUACUUAAGGUGCAACGACUUUCGUGCAGCUGCUACACUCUUCAUUAAGAGGAUGUUCGUUAUAAUUAAGUUUGUAAUGAGUAAUCAAGGUUCUUUGGUUUGUCAGAAAUAACCUCUGUAUCUCUGACAAGAUAAGGCCGUAAGGGUAGGGUCUACGUACACGCACCUUCACAAACUCCAAUUGUGGGAUUUUUCACCGGGUAUGUUGUUGUUGUUUAUUGUGUUUGUGUAAAAUGCGAUUUUUUCCCUCGCUUUUCUUUCACUGAAUUGUAACUUUUGGAAGGUUUGUUUACUCUUAUGAACCUAGCUAUGAAAAAUUGUCGUGUGAUUUUCUACG